CGAAGUUAAUGCCAUCUUUUCAAGGUGGUUCUGAGUCUGUUCCGCAUUGCGCUGCCGCUCCGAGCUUUUUGGGUCUGCUCUUGGGGCCCGCGACCAACAGGCGAUCGACUUAGGAGAAAAAUCGCGGCGAAGAGUAGAGGAAUCGAGGCUCCGUGGUCUACUCUGCUCAGCCAGCUGCGUGCAGCUGCAGCCACUCCAAGGAAGGCCCUUGACUGACUCACAAUACGUGUCCAUGUAGGUGAGAGACAUCACUGGCCACCCUUUCAUGUCCUUUUUUCUGCCUUCCAAGGAGUUCUGCCAGGCACAGUUCUUCCCAAGAUUCUGCACAUCUCAGGAAUCUGUACAUCCCUAGAAGUAGGAAGAAACAUGGCCACAUUCGAGGAAGCAGUGACCUUCAAUGACGUGGCUGUGGUCUUCACCAAGGAGGAGCUGGGCCUGCUGGACUCUACUCAGAGGAAGCUUUACCGAGAUGUGAUGGUGGAGAACUUCAGGAACCUGCACUUCAUGGGAGGCAAGGUGCAAAGUGAGCUAGAGACUCUCCCACCAGCAGAACCAAUUGAAACACUUUCCUACUGGAAAAUCUGGAAACAAAUUACAAGUGACUUAACCAAGUGUCGAGUCUCCACAAUAAAUAGUACUCAGUUUCCCAAACAAGAUGAUUCAUCCUGCCAGGUUGGGACAGGACUAUCUAUAAAUCACACAGGACAGAAACCUUACCAGUGUAAUGAGUGUAAAAAAACCUUCAGUGAUCUCUCCAGCUUUAAUCUUCAUCACUGGUUGCACUCAGGAGAGAAGUCACAUAUAUGUUGUGAGUGUGGCAGAAGCUUCCGUUAUAGCUCAGCUCUUCAUAUUCAUCAGAGAGUUCACUUGGGAGAGAUACGCUAUAAGUGUGAUGAGUGUGGAAAGGAGUUCAGUCAGAGCUCACAUCUGCAAACUCAUCAGAAAGUCCACACCAUAGAGAAACCAUACAAAUGUGAGCAGUGUGGGAAAAGCUUUGUUCGUAAUUCAGGACUUAAGAUUCAUUGCAAAAUCCACACAGGAGAAAGACCUUAUAAUUGUGAGGAAUGUGGGAGGGCCUUCAUUCGCGCUUCGUAUCUUCAAGAACAUCAAAGAAUCCACGCUGGAGAGAAACCGUUCAAAUGUAGCACAUGUGGUAAGAGCUUCCGUCGUAGAUCAGCGCUUAAUCGUCACUGCAUGGUUCACACGGGAGAGAAACCUUACAAAUGUGAGGUGUGCGGGAAGGGCUUCAUUUGCAGCUCAAAUCUUUCUCUCCAUCUGAGUGUCCACACUGGAGAGAAACCUUAUAAGUGUGGUGAAUGUGGUAAAAGCUUCAUUCAGUCUUCACAUUUUCAGGCCCAUCAGAGAACCCACACUGGAGAGAAGCCAUACAUAUGCAAUGUGUGUGGUAAGGGUUUCAUUUACAGUUCAUAUAUUCAGGUUCAUCAGAGAGUCCACACUGGAGAGAAGCCUUACAAAUGUGAAGAGUGUGGAAAGAGCUUCAGGAUGAAAAUCCAAUAUCAAGUUCAUCUGGUAGUCCACACAGGAGAGAAACCAUUCAAAUGUGAGGUGUGUGGGAAGGGUUUCCGUCAGAAUUCAUAUCUUAAAAUCCAUCAGAAGGCCCACAGUGUAGGGAAACCUUUUAAGUGUGAGGAGUGUGGACAAGGCUUCAAUCAGAGUUCACGACUUGAAGUUCACCAGCUGAUCCAUACUGGUGAGAAACGGUACAAAUGUGAAGAGUGUGGAAAGGGCUUCAAUCGUAGAGCAGAUCUUAAAAUCCACUGUCGAAUCCACACAGGAGAGAAACCCUAUAAUUGUGAGGCAUGUGGGAAGGGCUUUAGUUGGCCCUCAAAUCUUCUGACCCAUCUGAGAAGCCACAGUGGAGAAAAACCAUUUAAAUGUGAAGAGUGCGGAAAGCGCUUCAGUCAGAAUUCACUGCUCCAAGCCCAUCGAAGGGUCCACACUGUAGAAAAACCAUUCAAGUGUGAGGAGUGUGGGAAGAGCUUCAAGUGGAAUGUGAAUCUUGCCAUACACCAGAGAGUCCACACAGGAGAGAAACCAUACAAAUGUGAUGUGUGCGGUAAUGUCUUCAGUCAGUGUGGACAACUUCGACAUCAUCUUAGAGUUCACACAGGAGAGGAACCUUACAAAUGUGAUAUCUGUGGUAAGAUCUUCACCUGGAAAACAAGUCUUGUAAAUCAUUACAAAAAGUAUCACCAAAAUGCAAACUGAGCCUCAUGAUAAAUUUUAUGAAAGCACUGAGAGUGGUAAGAACAUCACAGAAUCCUUACAGGAAAGAUGUUCUAUCAAAUGAUGUUUUUAAAAAUCUCAUGUGCAAACUGAAUAUUUGUAAUCCUCAGGUCUCAGAGGAGGGAAAACACUUAUUAAAGUCAGUGUUUCCGCCAGAGCUCACCAUUUCCCAGGGGUCAAGAGACCACACAGCAGAGAAUCCUUGUAAGUGGUACAGUAACUAAGCUUCACUUGGCUCUGAUAUUUAUCAGAUAUCACCCAGGUUACCUUAGAAAGAUAACAGUUUGAUAUUAGGCCUUUUACAAAACUAUAAUGAUGAACAUGCUAAGAAUGUCGUCCAAGAGAAUGUAACCUCUACAAGGGCAGGAACUUGGCUGCACAACCUUAACACUGACUAGUACUUUGUUGGUGCACUCAGUACUUAUUUGUUAAAUGAAUCAAAAGGAGAAAAUGUAUGGUAUUUGAAAGUUACAUCCGGAAGAAGAAACCUGCAAAAGUAGAUAAUCCAGAAAAACAACCAUUAGUCGAAAUGCAGAAAACCACUUGGUACUGGUAAUCUGCAUUUUUAAUAUUGCUACUGGUUCCUGUCCCUUUCCAACUCUGUUCUCAAGUUGGGUCUUAUUAUUUGGGGCUCUUUCUAGUGUUCCCUCUUUGUUUACAGUGUACAUUCAGCUAUCUUUUGUGAUUUUUCUAACAGAGUGAAAGAGUUUUGUUAUCCUUCAGUAACAGGACACUGCGUAUUAUGCAAUUGAAUUUCGUUUCAACAGUGUUAAGGCAGGGUUUACUGUAAUAUUUUGAAAGUGUCAGAAAUAGUUACCAGUGACAAAAAUUUUCUAAGUCAACCUUGAUCAUUGAUUUCUGAUCUGCAUUUCCCUCCAGAAUUUGAAACGAUUUUUUUUCUAAUUGAUGUAUCUUUUCUUUUAUCAAAACUUCUCAGGUUAGGGACUCUGCUAUAUUUGAAGGACAUGUAUAUUAUCUAGUUCCAUACCCUUUUGUCUUCCCCCAAUAAAUACCAAAAAAAUUAGUUGGAAUUUGGCAGUUUCUCCGCAUGUGUUUACUAUUGGGUCAGGACUGACAUUUACCUGCUUUUUCCUAUUGGUAGCAGUAAAAGCAUGGCUUUUGGAAAGGGAAAUAUAGUGUAUAAUGUGCAUCUCUUUGAUCUAGAAAUCAUAUACUAGGAGUUAAUGGUUAUGUGAUUAAAACAUCAGGAAGAUGAAUACCACAUCAAUGAUAUCACUGAGUUUUUUAAGCAUCAAAAUAGCAAGUGUUCAUCUGUAGGAAUUUUGGUUUUGAUAUAUUCCUAAAAUGACCUGAAUCUAUUAAAAUGAUGGCAUAAAUCUGUAAUGACAGGAGGAAAGCAUAAUAUGGGAUUUGGGAAAUCAUCGAUUGUAACUUUCAUGAUUAAUUAAACUCAUAAAUAAGUGUGUGCAUGUGAUAGUGUGCAUAUUGUACACGUGCAUGUACAAGCUUGUGUAAAGGGACACUCACUGUCAGUGAUUUUCUGUGGAAAGAGGCAUUUUGUGGGUUUUUCUAUUUUAGAAUUUCAUAAAUUUUUAUCCUUUCAAGAUGUAGAACCAGUUAAGGACAAAGCAGGUGUGGAAGCCAUUCCUUACUCCUCAUACACCAUGGUGAUAUUUUAAGUGUAUUUGGUUAAUGGGCUUUAUUCAGCCAAGUGUAUCUAAUAGGGGAGACAGCUGAUUUUCUGGACAUCCUUUCACAGGAUGAAGGCCUGGUGAAGGCCCAUGGAGUGUCAGGAGUACCUAAAGGUACCCCUAGGUUCUGUGAUUUCACUAACAGCAGUCACGAGACACAGUCUGUAGUUGUACUCAUGACUGAUUUAUUAUAGGGAAAUGAGCACAGAGCCAAGACACAUGGGUUGACGUCUGUGGGAAACCAAGCACAAGCUUUCAGGGGUUCUCUCCCCAGGUGUACUCAAUUUUUAUCUCAGCAUCGAAUUGUAAUGUGUACAUGUGUGAUGUCUACCAGGCAAGCUCAUUAGAGACCCAGUUCUCAAGAUUCACACUGGGGAGGUGUGUCUGCUUAGUACGUACCAAAAGUUCAGACUCCCAGAAUUAAGCAGGUGUUUAAUAUAGAUGUUGUUUUUACAAAUUAUUUAGGCACAGUGAGCCACUCAUAUCAGGGGAUGGUGGGAAACUUCCCAAAAUUCCAAGUUCCCAGACACCAGCCAAGGGCCAACCUAGCAACAGGCCUUUCUAAGGACAGCGGCCUUGGGCCUAUCUUAACUCACACCUGCACCGAUGGCAUCAGAAAUCCAGGGCCUUCAAUUGGUCUUUGG
Molecule: messenger RNA, 4543 nt
Organism: Choloepus didactylus (southern two-toed sloth)
Lineage: Eukaryota; Metazoa; Chordata; Mammalia; Pilosa; Megalonychidae
Gene: ZNF234
Product: zinc finger protein 234
Exons: 4
Coding region: 367-2229 (620 amino acids)
Biological process (GO): regulation of DNA-templated transcription
Source: RefSeq, a predicted model, not a curated record